UGGUGAGAGGAAUCCCGGCGGCAGAAUGAAUGUCGUUCGGAUCAACUCGAAGAACGUGAUAUUUCUCUUCAUGGCGCUCCUGUCAACCUCCGUCCAGGAGGCUCGCAUGGAUUACGGCACUGCGACCAGCUAUGCUGUGAAGGAAGCCAACGUAAACUCAACGCCAGCCUACAGCAGCAAGAAGGAGGAAAUGGCUGGCCUGUGCCCGAUCGGGAUACCUUGCGUAGAAUUGAGCGGAGAAUGCCUGAAGUGCAACUUGGAUUACAGCUGCAUAUAUGGGGCAAUGCUUGAGGCAAACUGCUCCGUGAUGGAGCACGUCGAUUGUACAGGAGAACAGACUUUUUCGAAGCAGUACAUAUGCCGAUUCUGUUAUCAAACUGAACACUGGGAGCAUCAAUGUCAUCAGAAAAAUUCUUGUAGCUCAGUAGCGUCUCCUCAGCAAUAUUAUAGAACAAAUUGUACAGUAAACAAUGAUAUAAUAUGUCUGGGUAGACGGAAGUUUAUGAAGAACUUGCCUUGUAAUUGGACAGUUGGAUAUCGUUGGUCCACAGCUUUGAUCCUAAGCAUUACUCUCGGAGGAUUUGGCGCAGAUAGGUUUUACUUGGGACACUGGCAGGAGGGUAUCGGCAAGCUUUUUAGUUUUGGCGGACUGGGUGUGUGGACAUUAAUUGACGUAAUAUUAAUUUCUAUGAGAUAUUUAGGCCCCGCUGAUGGCUCUUUGUAUAUUUAGAUCAUUUAUGGAUUUUUUUUUGUAAAUAUCAACAUGAGGUAUCUAAGUCUUUUAUCAUAAUUUAUCGUUAGCCCUUGAGAAGAUGUUAUAUUUGUUGAACUAGGUACAAAUUAAUGUGAUAUAUGUACAUAAAUAUGAACAAAGCGGCUUUUAAAAAAAUAAAAUUUAUUUAAUUAGUCAUAGACAAUAAUUGUGUCACAGAUUUAGAUAGAUUUAUCAUUGUUUAAUAAUUAAGUUUAGUAUAAUUUUAGAUAGAUUUAGCGUUAUUUAAUAAUUAAGUUUAGUAUAAUCUUAGAUAGAUUUAGCGUUGUUUAAUAAUUAUGUUUAGUACAAUUUCUGUAUAAAAUUCUUGGAAGAGAAGGGAAAGCAAAUAUAAAAUGUUGAUUUUUGUAAAGGUUAUACUGUAAAAGUUAUACUGUACAAAUAAUUAUAUAGAUAAUUUAUUUGUUAAUAAAAAAUAUAUGUCCGUA
Messenger RNA from Wasmannia auropunctata (little fire ant), 1200 nucleotides. It is a transcript of the gene amx, whose product is annotated as TM2 domain-containing protein almondex. The transcript is spliced from 6 exons. NCBI's taxonomy places the organism in Eukaryota, Metazoa, Arthropoda, Insecta, Hymenoptera, Formicidae. The coding region runs from base 26 to 730 and encodes 234 amino acids. The record is from RefSeq and is a predicted model, not a curated record.